AGCUGGCAGAGGCGGCGGAUCAAGGCAGUGGGCGGCGGCGGAGCGGUGGGCGGAGUCUGCACUCGGCCCUCACGGCCAGGGCGACCCACUUGGAAUCGGAGAACACUACCCUGCUUUUUUGGUUUCUCAUCAGAUGCGUUGAAACACAAGCAGUACCUAGGUCGGCGUCAGAAAACUGUUACGCAAGCGACUUUCUGCAGCGCAAAAACGUGCACGGAUGGUGCACCCAGCAAAGUUGAGAGCGACUCUAUUCAGGAACCAAUUGGUUAAAUGGAAACAAUUACAGUGGGAUGGCUAUCACUGAUGAUGUCAGGUCAAGGAAACCUUCGUUUGUAAUUUAUAAUGAGGACCUGGUCUGCCUGCAUUUCUUCUUCUUCUUUUUUGUGUGAAAUGCUUUAAUAUUUUUGCCCACCCGACCAAUGAAGAAAUGGAAAUUUGUUCAUUGAAAGCUGAUCUGCCGCGGCCGAGAGCGGCCGGUGCUCGGGGUCUCCAGAUCGCCGUGACCCGUCACCAUGCCUCUGAGACGCCUCCUGCUGGUCCUGGCGGCACACAUCGCCACCGGAUGUUUGAACAACCAGCUCUACUUCGGCCGUCUAACGUCCUCGCUCGAGCUGGAGAGCUUCUCACUGCGCGACGGCUCCACGGCCUGCAACUGCUGCGGCCUCUGCAGCCAGAACGCCGCCUGCCUGAGCUUCACGCUCGACAAAAACAGUCGCCAGUGCACGCUGUACUCGGCCGUCGGCGGCCCGGCCGAGUUCAACCGCGACUCCCGGUGGAACCACCACAACCAGUUCUUCUUCAAGCCCAACAGCUCUCGGACCGGGGAGUUCUGUCGCUCUGACAGGGACUGCGUGACUACGGGCGACGCGUGUCGCGGCCGCAUCUGCACCGCCGACCCGACGGUCACCUGCCGAGACCUGCACCAGAUCAACAGCGAACUGCCCGACCACCGCUACUGGGCCUACAUCGCCGAUAAAGAGAUGCUCGUGAAGUGCAGCAUGAGACGCGGCGGCUACACCCUGCUGCUGAAUGCCUCUCCUUCCGCCAGAUGGACAGUCCAAUCGCGGCUCAACCUCACCUCUUACGAAGAGGAUGGCACGCCAGACACGGACGGCCUCUACUCGAUACUGUGGGCUGCUGAUCAUAUCCGCGACUCCUCACCAGAUGCCACCUACUCGGUAUUUGUCGGCGGAACGCGUGUCGACGAUAAUGGAUCCGACAACUGGCGGGACUGGACCUUCAACUACCGGGGCAUCUUCUUCACUCCCACGAAGGACGUCAGCCUGCUGGGCGGCGUGCCGCUGUCGCUGCCCUACACCGUCGAGGAUUCGGAGAGCUUCCAGUACAGCGACGGCAUCGGUCAGGUGUCGUUUCCGUACCUUCAGGACAACGGCUCGCCGAUCCUGAUGCACGCUAACACGGACGCCGCGUCGCCGUUCGGCGGGCUGAUCCGCACCGGCGGACCCAUCCGCUGGUCGCCGCCGGCCGAUUAUCCAGACGAUGUCUACAUCUACAUCCGCGAGUGAACAGUCGAAGUACGGAGAGAUAGUCAGGCCGCCUCCCACGGGCAAUAUUUAUUUACAGCGAUCUCUAGACACUUGUUAAGCGACCGCGUGCACAAUGAAGGUAUGUGAGCCAGACGAACAUUUUCUAACUUGAGGGACAAGAGUGUUCAGUCUCACAUGUCCCCGUCCCCAUAGCGCGGCCGGGGGGGGGGGAUUAGCCUUUCAGCUAAGGGCGCAACUGCACCGCAUUAUGUUGAGAGGCAUCUGGUGCCGUCACUUGUCGGACAGUUGGGGACUUGGUGCUGCCAUCUCUGUACGCUUAUCUCUUUACGUGCUGCCAUCUGCCCAUCUUUUGCUUUCUCCAAAGCUGCCAAAUCCAGCAGUCUCGCACAUUAAUACACGCUUUACCAACCUU
Molecule: messenger RNA, 1920 nt
Organism: Amphibalanus amphitrite
Lineage: Eukaryota; Metazoa; Arthropoda; Thecostraca; Balanomorpha; Balanidae
Exons: 4
Coding region: 513-1526 (337 amino acids)
Source: RefSeq, a predicted model, not a curated record